AUGCACCUGAGAGGAAACGGGCUUUUGGAAACCAUCGAUAGUUCGAAAACGGUGUCGGAUGAGAAAAAGGCUAAAGCCAUGAUAUUUUUACGACACCACAUCCAUGAUGGUUUAAAGGAUGAAUAUAUUACGAAAGACGAUCCUUGUGACCUCUUGAAAUCUUUAAAAGAGAGGUUCGAUCACCAGAAAUAUGUGAUCUUCCCGAAAGCUAAACACGAGUGGAUCCAUCUCCGGUUCCACGAUUACAAAAUUGUUAGUGAGUUUAAUUCCGCGAUGUUCGGAAUUACUUCGAGGAUGAUGUUAUGUGGAGAGAAAAUAAGUGAUUAUGAUAUGAUCGAGAAAACUCUCUCCACGUUCCAUCUUGAAAAUGUAAUCAUGCAGCAACAUUAUGAUAAUAGAAAAGGACAAGGUCGUGGACGUGGUGGAAACCGUUAUCAUGGUCGUGGAAGAGGACGAGGAAGAAGAUUACGUCCCUAUGAUGAAAGAGAUAACAAGAACUUCCACGAAAAUGAAAGGAAUGAAAAGGACCGGGAUGAUAAAAAGCAAACGGGAAAGGUUUGCUACAGAUGCGGCAUGAAAGGUCAUUGGGUACGUAGUUUCCGUACACCAAAACAUUUAGCCGAUCUGUAUAGAGAAUCCCAAAAGGGAAAAGAAAAAGGAAGAGGUGAAACAAACUUCAUCUCUGAUGAACCCGGGCCAUUCUUUCAUGGUUUAAACGAUGAUACUCAUCUCGACAUAUCAGAUUUUCUGGUUGAGCCAGAGAGUAUCGAUGAGUGA
This is a messenger RNA of Brassica oleracea var. oleracea, 777 nucleotides long. RefSeq lists its product as uncharacterized. The transcript is spliced from 2 exons. Lineage: Eukaryota; Viridiplantae; Streptophyta; Magnoliopsida; Brassicales; Brassicaceae. The record is from RefSeq and is a predicted model, not a curated record. The coding region runs from base 1 to 777 and encodes 258 amino acids.